AUGGAUCCUGACUUUGAGAUAUUUGACUCUUCGUCAUUUGAGGAGGAGAUAAUUUUAGCUCUUGCUAUUGAAGAAGAACGAUUGGGUAAUGAAAGAGGCUCAACAUCGCAUCGUAGGUCUAUUCCCCUUCGUGCAUUCAUUCGAAGAAAUUCGCUUGAAGGCCAUCAACGCCUCUUUCAAGAUUAUUUUUCUGAGUCCCCGACGUAUCCACCGAAUUUAUUCCGCAGGAGGUUCCGAAUGCAACGUCAUCUUUUCUUGCGUAUUCAAGCCGAAGUCGAAGCAUAUGAACCAUAUUUCGUCCAAAGAAGAGAUGCUGCUAAAAGACUGUGUCAUUCCUCGCUUCAAAAAAUAACUGUUGCAAUGAGAAUAUUAGCUUAUGGAGUCUUUGGAGAUUUUGUAGAUGAAUACUUGCGGAUUGCAGAAAAUAUAGCAACCGAGUGUUUGAAAAAAUUCGUUAAGGCUAUCAUUGGCAUAUUCUCCCAUGAAUACUUAAGAUCCCCAAAUGAGAACGAUAUAGCUAGAUUGUGCGCAAUUGGAGAUAGUCGUGGGUUUCCUGGGAUGUUAGGAAGUAUUGAUUGCAUGCAUUGGAAAUGGAAAAAUUGUCCAAGUGCUUGGAAAGGAAUGUAUUGUGGUCAUAUUCACGAAACAACUAUAAUUUUAGAAGCUGUAGCAUCAUAUGACCUCUAG
Messenger RNA from Humulus lupulus (European hop), 687 nucleotides. RefSeq lists its product as uncharacterized. The record is from RefSeq and is a predicted model, not a curated record. Bases 1 to 687 code for a protein of 228 amino acids. The transcript has a single exon. NCBI's taxonomy places the organism in Eukaryota, Viridiplantae, Streptophyta, Magnoliopsida, Rosales, Cannabaceae.